AAAAUACAAUUCGCAGGGUGAAUAUAGUGGGGGUGUCAAAAAGCUUGUAAAAUAAUGUUUCGCGGUAAAAAACACAUUUCUAAUGUGGACAGUGGCCAACUAAACAAUCGCAAUGCAACUAGCCUAACAUUUUGGGCUUCACCUGUAAAAAUAAAAUCAGUGUCUCUGUUUGGCAUGACCUCUCGUCUCUGAGGUUAUCUCCCAUGGGGCUCUCUCGUCGUCUUCUGCGUUUCAUGUCCUCCUCCACGUCCAAGGUUCGGAUCCUUCCUCCUUUCCUGCAAACACGCGCUUAUUCUGCACAGUUCUCCGAAAAUGGGCCGGAUUGUGGAGCAGAGAGUUUCAAACGAAUGCACGGCAGAAGAUCGUUUCGUGCAUUACCUUUUGCCAUGGCUGUCUCUGCUGGAGCUUUUGCCCUAGCAUUCAACUCACAGACUGCUGCCUGCGAGCCUCCUGAAGUUACCAGAAUUGGCGGCAAAGGCAGCACAGAGCUUGUGGUUAAAGGUUCCCGCAAGGAGCUUCCCGAAGGUUUUCUCGAAGAUUUGAAGGCUGUAUGUGCGGAUGAAAUCAUAUUGGAUUACGAUGAUAGAUACUUUCAUGGAAAGCCCCAAUAUAGCUUCCAUGCGAUUGUAAAUAUUCCUGAUGUGGUUGUUUGCCCCAGAUCGAAGAAAGAAGUGUCCGAAAUCAUUAAGGCUUGUGACAAGUACAAGAUUCCUAUUGUACCUUAUGGUGGAGCUACUUCAAUUGAAGGACAUACAUUAACUCCUCAUGGAGGAGUAUGCAUUGACAUGACAUUAAUGAAGAAUGUCAAAGCAUUGCAUGUAGAAGAUAUGGACGUGGUAGUAGAGCCAGGCAUUGGAUGGAUGGAGUUGAAUGAAUACUUAAAACCAUAUGGUCUUUUCUUUCCUCUUGAUCCUGGACCUGGAGCUACAAUUGGAGGUAUGUGUGCAACACGUUGCUCUGGAUCUCUUGCAGUAAGAUACGGGACUAUGCGUGACAAUGUCAUUAAUCUAGAGGUGGUUUUAGCGAAUGGGGAUGUCGUCAAGACAGCUUCUCGUGCACGUAAAAGUGCUGCUGGAUAUGAUUUAACAAGGUUAGUUAUCGGAAGUGAAGGGACCUUAGGUGUAAUAACGGAGGUCACACUACGGCUACAGAAGAUUCCUGAGUCGUCUGUGGUUGCAAUGUGCAAUUUCCCGUCCAUAAAAGAUGCAGCCAAUGUGGCCAUUGCUACGAUGCAUUCGGGUAUUCAGGUAUCAAGAGUUGAACUUUUAGAUGAAGUUCAGGUACAUGCUAUUAAUGAAGCAAAUGGAAAGGACCUACCUGAAGCACCCACAUUAAUGUUCGAGUUUAUUGGAACUGAAGCUUAUGCCCGUGAACAAACAGCCCGUGUAGAGAAAAUUGCUACAGAACACCAUGGCUCUGAUUUUGUAUUUGUUCAAAGUGCUAAGGAGAAAGAGGAAUUAUGGAAGAUGAGAAAGGAAGCACUUUAUGCAAACUUGGCAUUGGAGCCUGAAAAGGAAGCAAUGACAACGGAUGUUUGUGUCCCACUAUCGCAUCUUGCAGAAGUCAUUUCAAAAUCUAAAGCAGAAAUUGACUCUUCACCUUUGACAUGCCCAGUUAUAGCGCAUGCAGGUGAUGGGAAUUUCCAUACUAUAAUAUUAUUUGAUGCUAAUAGUGAAGAGCAGAGACAAGAAGCAGAGCGUUUAAAUGAUUUCAUGGUCUAUACUGCAUUAUCGAUGGAAGGAACUUGUACGGGAGAGCAUGGCGUAGGAACGGGGAAACUGAAGUACCUUGAAAAGGAAUUAGGCGUUGAGGCAUUGAGAACAAUGGCAAGGUUAAAAAAAGCAUUGGAUCCCAAUAACAUCAUGAACCCUGGGAAGCUUAUACCUCCUCAUGUUUGUUUCUAAAUAAGAAUUGUGUUUCCUUUUUUUUAAUUUUAAUAAAACUAUGGUCGAACUGAAGUAGAAAGUAAUUUAUAGUUCGUUGUGUUCAUGUUGGCAAUGGUAUACAGUCAAGAAGACUAGAUUAGAUGAACAAUUUAACAUUUGUGAAUAACAAUCCAUGGUAUCAACUUCAAGAGAACUUACAUGUUCGAGCAAGUCCAAGCUCUUUGCUUGAUAUUGUAUGGACUUCUUUGCCAAUAAUGGUACUAUAUUUGUUUGAAAUAAGGUAAAAUGCAUGCAUUUGUAGUCAA
Cryptomeria japonica (Japanese cedar) is the source of this 2191-nucleotide messenger RNA. RefSeq names its product D-lactate dehydrogenase [cytochrome], mitochondrial. The record is from RefSeq and is a predicted model, not a curated record. The coding region runs from base 204 to 1904 and encodes 566 amino acids. Gene Ontology annotation, cellular component: mitochondrion. Gene Ontology annotation, biological process: lactate catabolic process. The transcript has 18 exons. NCBI's taxonomy places the organism in Eukaryota, Viridiplantae, Streptophyta, Pinopsida, Cupressales, Cupressaceae. Gene Ontology annotation, molecular function: D-lactate dehydrogenase (NAD+) activity; D-lactate dehydrogenase (cytochrome) activity; FAD binding.